GUGGGGGAUUUGAGAAGGCUUAUAAUUCACCAGAAACCCAGGCAGGUUGCUUUCUCAGUACAUAGGACAUUAAAUUAUAUUAUAAAAUAGUUCAAAUGUAUGGGGAGAAAAUCUCUGAAAGGAUAAAGAAAGAACACUGACCACAGAGCAGAAUACCUUUUGCUCCUCUGUGUAUUGUGGAUCCAUCAAAAACUCAAAGCCAAUGCCAGCUGUCAAAGAUCCUGAGUCAUAUACACCACCAGAUGGGGGCUGGGGUUGGGCAGUGGUGGCUGGUUCCUUCAUCUCUAUCGGUUUCGCCUUUGCCUUCCCAAAGUGCAUCACUGUGUUCUUCAGAGAUAUUGAACUGAUCUUCAAUGCAAGCACAAGCAAAGUCUCAUGGAUCUCAUCCAUCAAUGCAUCCUUCAUAUAUGCAGGAGGUCCAAUUAGCAGUAUCCUGGUGAAUAAGUAUGGCAGUCGUCCAAUAAUAAUACUAGGGGGUUUGCUCUCGGGAACUGGACUCAUUGCUGCGUCUUUCUGCAACACAGUGGAGGCUUUGUAUCUCUUUGUAGGUGUUAUAGGAGGUCUGGGACUUGCGUUCAAUCUCAAUCCAGCCCUUAUAAUGAUUAGCAAAUAUUUUUACAAAAGAAGGCCAUUUGCUAAUGGCAUUGCCAUGGCUGGUACUCCAGUACUUCUGUCAACUUUAGCUCCUCUGAACAGUUGGUUAUAUGACCAGUUUGGCUGGAGAGGUAGCUUCUUAAUCCUGGGUGGGCUUCUGCUCAACUGUUGCAUAGCUGGAUCUCUCAUGAGGCCUAUUGGGCCAAAAUCCAAACCUGCUGUGAAGGAGGCUAGUGCUGAUGGAGAGAAGAAGACAGUAAUGCAGAUUAUCAACAGUUACAUUGAUCUGUCUCUCUUCAAACACCGUGGAUUCAUCCUCUACCUCAUAGGCAAUACUGUGCUGUUCUGUGGUAUUUUCACUCCCCUGGUAUUCCUCAGUAAUUAUGCCAAGACUAGGAAUAUUUCAAAUGAGAAGGCUGCAUCACUGCUUUCAGUGCUGGCCAUUGUGGACAUGGUGGUGCGGCCAUCCAUGGGAACGGUGGCCAACACCAAAUGGGUGCGACCCAGGAUACAGUAUUUCUUUGCAGCUUCCAUUCUCUUUAAUGGUGUAUGUCACUUGCUUGCCCCAUUUGCACUGGAUUAUAUAGGGUUUGUGAUCUAUUCAGCUUUCUUUGGGUUUGGGUUUGGGUGGCUGAGCUCUGUGCUGUUUGAGACCCUGAUGGAUUUAGUGGGAGCCCAGCGCUUCUCCAGUGCUGUGGGCAUAGUAACCAUCUUUGAGAGUGUGCCAGUGUUACUUGCCCCACCCAUAUUAGGAAAAUUUAAUGACAUCUACCAUGACUACAAAUACACUUACAUAUGCUGUGGAAUACUCCUGUUGAUCGCAAGCACAUUCCUCUUCAUUGGCAUGGGCAUUAACUACAGGCUGCUGGAUAAGGAAGCAAAGGAGGAAGCUAGAAUAUCACAGCUAAAAGGAAAAGAGGAAGAAUCCACCAUAGACAUUGCAAACAAAGCAAGCACCUAAUGACACUGAAACUGUAGAAGAUUCUGUAUAUCUAAAGCAGGUCUAGGUAUAGAUCUAUAGGUAUGUCUAGCACAAACUUAAUUCAAAUGAAUUUACUGAAAGUGUAUGCAAUUUGUAAUUUAAAAUAAACUAAUUUACUUACUGAUUAUAUAUUUAACAUUAUAAAUGUGGCAUGAAAAAUCAGUGAGAUAUUUUCUGAAAACAAAAAAAGAGGUAGAAAAAAUCAAAAAUCAAAAAAAAAGCAGGGGGCAAGCUUUCCAGCUUGCACCACCCCCUUUCUCUUCCAUGUAAUAACUGCUGUUUCAAACAGGAAGAAAUUCUUUCAAUCAGGAAAAGGUCUGAGGGGCAAAACAAUUGAUUUUUCCACUAAAGUAUGAAAAUGACCUGUUAAUUUCCCACUAAAUGUUCUUCAUAUUUCCUUAAUUUUCAUCAAUUUCAUAAAGGUUUUAAUUUAGUAUAAUGUAAGACAUGCAUGCAUUCAGAUGUGGUAAAAUGAUUUAAAUGUGUAUCCUGAAUCAGUUUGGAUUAUUAAAUGGGAUGUUUUGUUUUUUCAGUUUUAUUAAAGACUUUAUCAUUAAUUAUUUGGAAUGUUGCAUCAUGAUGUUGCAUGGCUAUUACAAUGAUGACUGAUUAAACAACACAAAUGCUUGCAAAUGUGAAAAUUGUUGCAUCUGUCAUGAUCUCUGAAUGGAAAAUAGAAAAAUGUAUCUCUAUUUUAAAGUCUACAAAAAAUAGAACUCCAGAAGUUUCGAAUAAGAUAUGGUAUUCUGCAACAAGAGACAAUCCAAAAUAAAGGUGCCUUAGACAUAAGUAAGGCUUCAAAAUCUUUUCCUUCUUCAUCUGCAAGAUAUGCAAAUGUUUAAACUCAUCUACUGUAUAUAAGCUACUCAUCUCAGCAGCAUUUUCAGCUGCUAUACCACUUACUUGUACACUUUAUGCCAUGCAUUAGAGGACAAAAUAUUCUCUCAAACACCAAUUGCUUGGCAUAUCUACAAGCAAUCAUAUUAAACAUCUUAAAAUGAAACUCAAAUGUCAGCAUAAAGCUCAGCACAAUGAAUUUAUUGCUAGCAACACAGAAUAGCAACCAGACACUAGUUAGGUCUAAAUACAAACCUAGAUCAGUGAAAAUAACAGCUUUUUCCCAUUAUAUUGUUUUUAACGAUCCGCUACUGUUGGAGAAUGAGGACUAUAUUAAAAAAUGAAGUAUUCGUUACUAACAGGUGUACAGAAGUCAUUUUCUAAAGUGGAAUCCUCUCUUUUUCAUUUCAUUUCAUUUCAUUUCUUUUUCAUUUCAAACCUACUUGAGCUGAGCUUACUAAUGUGUGUCUUCAUGUAUUUGCACACUGCCUAUACCAGGGAAACAUAAACGUAGCUACCAUCUCUCAAGGUACAAGGUAGGGAUAAAUCUAGACUCGUCUCUGUACUGGCACCGAGGUGGUGGAAUGAACUUCCCCUAGAUGUCCGAACAGUUCAGUCACUGGCCGUCAACGGAUGAAGACCUACCUCUUCCUGAAACACUUAAAACUAGCUCUUAUUUACCAUGUUUGUUUUAUGUAUUGUUGUAUUUUGUAUGUUGUUAAAAAAAAAAAAACUUCCUCCCAACACAGAUAGCAUGGUUGUUUGUUAUUUCAGAGAUGAUUGCUUUCCUGGGAUUUUCAAAGUUGUCUGAGUGUAAAAUCUUGCAUUUUAAAAAACGUCAGUAAAAAUGGUAAAAAUUGGAGUGUAAACUGCAAAACUGUAACCACUUUUACAGCUGUGGUGAACAGAAAAGCAUCCCAGAACAUGUUGAGCCUUGAAGCAGAUGGGCUACAACAGCAGAAGAUCACAUCAAGUUACUGUCCUGUUAACCAAGAACAGGAAUCCGAGGCUACAGUGGGAACAGGCUCACCAAAACUUUAUGGUAGAAAAUGGUGUAAUUUUACAGUGGUGUGAUUUUACAACGAUCGUAAACCAGCCGACUAUCAUUCAUGUGGAAUUAGACAGUAAAUUACUAUUCAGCGAGAAUAUUCUCAGUCAGUCCUGAAUCCUUCUCAUUUUUCUC
Messenger RNA from Hemibagrus wyckioides, 3596 nucleotides. RefSeq names its product monocarboxylate transporter 1-like. Gene Ontology annotation, biological process: monocarboxylic acid transport; transmembrane transport. Lineage: Eukaryota; Metazoa; Chordata; Actinopteri; Siluriformes; Bagridae. Gene Ontology annotation, molecular function: monocarboxylic acid transmembrane transporter activity. Bases 203 to 1555 code for a protein of 450 amino acids. The transcript has 5 exons. The record is from RefSeq and is a predicted model, not a curated record. Gene Ontology annotation, cellular component: membrane.